This is a messenger RNA of Vitrella brassicaformis, 1915 nucleotides long. The record is from the annotation of a GenBank genome assembly. NCBI's taxonomy places the organism in Eukaryota, Vitrellaceae.
GCACGCACACGAGGCCUUCAGCGAUAGCGAAUGUCACAACUGAAGACACAAAUCUGUCGAGCCAGCCACUCAGUCCCUCACCUCACACACACACGCAGGCCCCUUUUCCCUUGAGCUGACAUCCAUUCAUACAACACAUACGCAAUACACCCACGCACAGCUGACUCCCUGUCCCCCUCUCCCUCCCAUCCCCUCUCAACCCCACUUGAGUCACUCAGUCAGGCGGCCCGGCGCGCCCGUCCAACGCGCCGCGCUCUCGCGUUGAGCCGCCUCUUCGGGAACGACAAACGUCUGUAGCCAAAAAUCUGCCCCUGCCAGUGCAGCAGAUAGCUCCUGAGGCCCUGCAUCGCCUCUAGCGUCAGCAGGGCCGUCCGAGACUUCUUGACGGGCGGCUGCUUCGCCGUGUCUCGUCGGACGGAGGCCCCCGACAGCGGCCUCUUUCUGCCCGUCAGGUCAUCUUGGUCGUGUGUGUGCUUGAGCGUGGCUACGGGUGGGGGGCUGUUGCCCGUGGGCCUUGUGUGGGGGGCGGGGAGUGUGCGAGAGACGGCAGCAUCCUUGGCGAGCGAUGGGCUCGACCACAGUGACACCCGGCGCAGUACGUCAGCGGCAUUGGCGGUCGGGGAACAGUGUGGGAUGGGCCUUUUCUCCAGGUAGUCCGAGUCCCUUGGCCAAAACCUGAGAGGGAGAUCCAGACAGACACACACAGACACACACACAGCCAGACACACGGGCACACAGAUGAAUGGGAAGCGGUCGGUAUGGUGUGAUAUGUCCGCCACAUACGUGCAUGUCCUUGGGGCAGUUUGUGUCGGCGUGCAGCUGCAGCACGGUCUUCUGCCGGGAUUGCGAGUACCUCGUCUGGUCGCUCUGUCAACAUAAAGGGACCGCAUAUAUACGAACGAAUGACCCGCCCGACCGACACUCAUGACUGAAGGGGGGUGCGGGUGCGUACCAUGGUGAAGUUCUCCCACGGUUCCUUCGCCAGCGUGUCCAAAUGGUGCCCGAGCUCCUCAUGCUCCUACACCCACACGCACAUAUAGGUUUGUGCUGUGCUGUUGGCACCGAUUCCCCCAUACCAUCAUCAGCUGUCUCUCAGAUGGCCCUUCGAGCAUCUUGACCUUACAGACCUGCAGGCAUACAUAACAAAGACGGACACAUGUGGGUGUUGUGCAUGUGUGUCGUGUGAUGCCUUACCGUCGGUUGGCCUCAAGUGCCGACGUGUCGUGGUCCUUGUCCCCGAACGACCACACACACGACACACCGACCCCCUUCUGACGCAACGCCUGGAACAGAGUCGCAAAGCAGCCACGCUGCACACACGCACACACGGACAGACAGACAGGAUUGCCCUGAUUCCAUUCGACGCGUCCCUGUGUGUGGGCCUCCUGCAUACCUUCCAUUUGCCCGGGUGGAGGUCGCCUCGGCCGGUCGCCUCGGCAUGGCUGCGGGCCGAGAUAACGGGAAUGUGGCGGCUCGUCAGGUAGGCCCUCACCCCCUGGUACCCUGCGCCAGAGUCUUCUCCAGCCUGUUACACCAAACAUGCACACCGUUUGCACUGGUGUGUGGUCUUGUUGUACAUGUGUCUGUGCGACUGACCAUUCAGGCGAUGUGUUCGAUGCGAUGCCCAGAUACCCUCGAAACAUGUUGACCCCAAACUUCAUCGCUGGGCCGCUGCCGACUGGCCGAAGUGGUCAGGCGCCGUCAAGUAAGAUGCCCCUGAGGACAAACGAUGCACCUGCACAGAGAGAAAGGGCGCUCUUGACCCAUCUGGUGUGGCACAAGGGGGCACGGUGACGCACCUGCCGUGGCGCUGGCCUUCCUGUUGGACUGACAGGGUCGCUCUCUCACAAGCGGCAAGCUUCUGGAAAGCCUCCUCCGCUGCGAGCUUCAAGUUGGCGCAUCCCCGAGGGUUUGG